Molecule: messenger RNA, 3282 nt
Organism: Magnusiomyces paraingens
Lineage: Eukaryota; Fungi; Ascomycota; Dipodascomycetes; Dipodascales; Dipodascaceae
Exons: 1
Coding region: 1-3282 (1093 amino acids)
Biological process (GO): retrograde vesicle-mediated transport, Golgi to endoplasmic reticulum; phospholipid translocation; endocytosis
Cellular component (GO): endosome; plasma membrane; trans-Golgi network
Molecular function (GO): ATP binding; ATP hydrolysis activity; magnesium ion binding
Source: RefSeq, a predicted model, not a curated record
AUGGCCCCGUCCUCAGACCUCCACCACAGCGACAAUGAAGACGAUUACGCAAACGAUCUCAUUGUCACUGCAACAGAGUCCUCUACCGCUCCCCUUAUUAACAGUAGGAGAGGAGGUUCUCGUGGGAACCCCCGAGUAGGAGGACCAAAAUCUUCCUCAACUUCAUCUCUAGCUAUUGAUAACCAUGAUGAUGAUCUUGAUACUACCACUACCUCUUACCCCAAACACAGAUUUGUUUCUCCAGUAGUCUUUUUUAAGCGACUUUCUGCUUCUGUUGCUCAACUUAGAGCCAGAAAUCAACGCAGCCCCGUGCUUGAAUCUCACCCAGAGCGCAUUGUUACUCCACAGCUUGCAUCCUCUGCAAAAUCUUACCAUUACCCCUCCAACGCAAUUUCAAAUGCAAAGUACAAUGCUGUUACAUUUCUACCAGUUAUUCUUUACGAACAAUUUAAGUUUUUCUUCAACCUUUAUUUUUUGCUAGUAGCUCUUUCCCAAGCAGUUCCAGCUCUCCGGAUCGGGUAUCUCUCCUCAUAUAUUGUUCCGCUCGCUUUUGUAUUAACAGUUACAAUGAGUAAAGAAGCUUGGGAUGAUAUUUUACGUCGUCGCAGAGAUCGCGAAGCCAACAUUGAACUUUAUGAAGUCCUGAACCCUCCAGUUUCAGGGAAAGACCUUUUUGUCAAGGCACAAGACCUUAAAGUCGGCAGUCUUGUGCGUCUCCACAAGGAUCAUCGCAUUCCAGCAGAUAUGAUUUUGCUCCAAUCUUCCGAACACACGGGUGAAUCCUUUAUUAGAACAGAUCAACUUGAUGGUGAAACCGACUGGAAGCUGCGCAUUGCUGCCUCUCUUACACAAAGUGCUUCAAUUGAAGACCUUCAGCACAUUAAAAUCCAAGCAGAGUACCCACACAAAGACAUUCAUUCAUUUCUUGGAAGCAUCACUCUCGACGGAAACUCUGUGGGUCUUAGUGCCGAUAAUACCCUCUGGGCAAAUACCGUUUUAGCCACUGGCUCUGCCAUUGGUUGUGUCAUUUAUACAGGUACUGACACUCGUCAGGCCCUCAAUACAUCUAAAGCUCGUGCCAAAACUGGUCGCUUAGAAAUUGAAAUCAACAGUCUUUCCAAGAUUUUAUGUACAUGUGUUUUUGUGCUUAGUUUUGGUCUUGUAGCCUUCAAAGGUUUUGGUGAUAAGUGGUACAUUGAUGUUAUGCGCUUUUUGAUUUUGUUUUCUACAAUUAUCCCCGUUAGUUUACGUGUCAACUUAGAUAUGGCCAAGUCCGUUUAUGCCCAUCAAAUUGAGCAUGACAAGUCGAUUCCAGAAACCAUUGUGCGCACCAGUACCAUCCCUGAAGACUUGGGUCGCAUCGAGUAUUUACUUACUGAUAAAACAGGUACUUUAACUCAGAAUGAUAUGGAAAUGAAAAAAGUCCAUGUUGGUACUGUUUCAUAUACUGGAGAUGCCAUGGACGAAGUCGCGCAGUUUGUUGCUGGUGAACCUACAGGUCCACGUAGUCGUCGUGAGAUUGGUAAUCGUGUGCGUGACAUUGUUACCACACUUGCGAUUUGUCAUAGCGUAACACCUUCUUAUGAAGAUGGCAAGAUUGAAUAUCAAGCUGCUUCACCUGAUGAGGUUGCCAUUGUCAAGUGGACAGCAUCUGUUGGAUUGUCUUUGCAUAAACGAGACCGUAAAUCAAUGACACUUUUACAUGAAGCCACUCAAACCAACUUGGAGUACGACAUUUUAUACGUUUUCCCAUUUAACUCGGACAAUAAGCGCAUGGGUAUCAUUGUGCAUGACAAGACCAAGGAUGAGAUGUGGUUCUUGCAAAAGGGUGCUGAUACAGUUAUGGCAUCCAUUGUACAGCAUAAUGACUGGCUCGAGGAGGAAACUGGCAAUAUGGCUCGCGAAGGGUUGAGAACUCUUGUUGUGGGUCGCAAGAAGCUUUCUCCUGGAUUGUUUAGAGACUUUGAGGAAAAGUACAAGGAGGCUUCGCUUUCUAUGGCCAACCGUGAAGAAAAAAUUGCCAAGGUUGUUAGUGAUUUCCUUGAACACGAUUUAGAGCUUCUUGGUUUGACUGGAGUUGAAGAUCGCUUACAAAAGGAUAUGAAACCAUCACUUGAAUUGCUUCGAAACGCAGGAAUCAAGAUUUGGAUGCUUACUGGUGAUAAGGUGGAGACAGCUCGGUGUGUUGCUGUUAGUUCAAAGCUUGUAGCACGUGGUCAGUAUAUUCAAACAGUUGUCAAGGUACGCAACAAGCAGGCUGCAUUUGAACACAUUGAAUUUUUACGACGACGGCCUGAUGCAGCUUUGCUGAUUGACGGAGAGUCACUUAGCAUGUUUUUGAAUCACUUUAAGGAACAGUUUGUGAGUGUUGCUGUGAAACAGCCAGCAGUUAUUGCAUGUCGAUGUACGCCACAGCAAAAGGCAGACGUUGCAAUUUUAAUUAAGGAGUACACUAAGAAACGAGUGUGUUGCAUUGGAGAUGGUGGUAAUGAUGUUAGUAUGAUUCAAGCUGCAGAUGUUGGUGUUGGUAUUGUGGGUAAGGAGGGCAAGCAAGCGUCGCUGGCGGCGGACUUUAGUAUUACGCAGUUUUGUCAUUUGACCAAGCUGCUUGUUUGGCACGGACGCAAUUCAUAUAAGCGAUCAGCUAAGCUUGCACAGUUUGUGAUUCAUCGUGGUUUGAUUAUCAGUGUGUGCCAGACUGUGUAUUCAGUUUCGUCUGCGUUUGAACCUCUUGCAUUGUAUGAAGGUUGGCUUAUGGUUGGUUAUGCCACGCUUUAUACUAUGGCACCAGUAUUUUCUUUGGUGUUAGAUCGUGAUGUUGAUGAAGACUUAGCCAACUUGUAUCCUGAACUUUACAAGGAAUUGACAGAAGGCCGGUCAUUAUCAUACAAGACGUUUUUUGUGUGGGUUCUUGUUUCAUUGUAUCAAGGAUGUGUGAUUCAAGGUCUUUCACAAGUGUUUGUUGGAAUUGACCGGGAGUUGUUCCACAAGAUGGUUUCUGUGAGUUUCACUGCGUUAUUACUUAACGAGUUGAUUAUGGUUGCUUUAGAAAUUACAACUUGGAACAAGGUGAUGUUUUUUUCAGAGGUGAUUACUUUUUUGAUUUACGUUGCGUCUGUACCAUUUUUAGGAGACUAUUUUGAUUUGGGGUUUGUGGUGACGCCGGCGUUUUACUGGCAAACUAUACUAAUUACGGCUACAGCAUUGAUUCCCCCAUGGAUUGGCAAAGCCUUGCGUCGUAAACUGCGUCCACCAAAUUAUGCCAAAGUCCAGCAGGCUUAA